This is a messenger RNA of Culex pipiens pallens (northern house mosquito), 3153 nucleotides long. Its product is annotated as CYFIP-related Rac1 interactor B. The coding region runs from base 716 to 1690 and encodes 324 amino acids. The transcript has 4 exons. The record is from RefSeq and is a predicted model, not a curated record. Gene Ontology annotation, biological process: regulation of actin filament polymerization. Lineage: Eukaryota; Metazoa; Arthropoda; Insecta; Diptera; Culicidae. Gene Ontology annotation, molecular function: small GTPase binding.
CAACAUAAAGGAAAUUCGACCACCACUGCGAAGCGAACCCUAACCACAAGCCCUGGUGGGUCUCUUGUUGCCUUUAGCAGCAGCUAGUCAGCCAGUCAGUCAGUCAGCUAUCACAUCACACGCCGUACGUACACGCAACGGGUUCACGUCGACACGGUCCACUCGCCUCGUUCCGUUCCGGGAUACAUCUAGAGAAGAUUCGGAGCAGAUUCUGUGUGUGUGUGUGUGUGUUUUAGUGGCCUUUUCGGGGCAUAACUUGCUACGGUGAAGUGAGCAAAUUCCGUUCCGAGCUACUUUUAGAAGCGCGGAUUAUUGUUUGAGGUUGGGGAACGAGUCAAGUGACCUCCUGCCAGGGAAGAAGACAUCGGGAGCAGUUCCCGAAAAUCUGGGUGCGGCGGUGUGAGAAGAAGAUUCUUUGGAGAGGUGCAAGUUUGGCUAUGUGGGAGAUCUGUUGAAGAGUUUCACCGAAGACGGGUUUUGUGUUACGGAAUAUGUGCGAUUGUGGUGCUCCCUGAUAGCAGCAUCAGCAGCUGAGGGGCUUCCGCCGAUAAUCGAAACGAAUCGAGGGGGGCGUUUUGUUGAGUUCUGGAAGUUCAGUGAAAUCCAUCCUCUGCCCUCUACGCUGUAGUGAUAAGCAAUUGAGCGUUCGUGUAAGGAAGAACCCCACUCUGAUUAGUAGUAGCAGCAGCAACGAGUCAAGGUUCCGAGCUUAGUCAUGGGGAAGUUGUUGAGCCUGCUGGCCCGCGAUGAGUCGACCUGCUGCACACCCAAGACGUACGACGUCUUUCUGGACUUUGAGAACGCUGCGCCGACCGACCUGGAGCGGGAAGUUUACGAAGAGGUCGAGCGUGUUCAGCGCGAGUCCGAGAUCGUCCUGGACGAGAUCCAGUGUUACAAGGGUGCCGGCAAAGAGAUUCGCGAAGCCAUCGCCGACCCCUCGCCGGAAUGUCAGGAAAAGGCUUGGAACAUUGUGAUACCCCUGGUCGAGAAGCUGAAACGCUGCUACGAGCACUCGAUGGAGCUGGAACGGAUAGUGCCGAUGCUGCUGGGGCAGCUCGUCGGUGGCCGCCUCAAUCCCACCCAGCACCUCGAGACCCAGCAAGCCCUCGUCAAACAGCUGGCGGAAAUUCUCGAGUUUGUGCUCAAGUUUGACGAAUACAAGAUGAAAACGCCCGCCAUCCAGAACGACUUCAGCUACUACCGGCGGAUCGCGAGCCGGCAGCGGCUGGACCAGAGCCACGACCUGAUCGUGAGCACCGAGCUGGCGAACCGGAUGUCGCUGUUUUACGCGCACGCGACACCGAUGCUGAAGGUGCUCAGCGAGGCCACCUCCAAGUUCGUGCAGGACAACUCGGACAACGUGGACAACACGACGGAAACGCUCGGCACGAUGGCCAAGGUGUGCCUGCGGAUGCUGGAGAACCCCAAACUCCUGGCCCAGAUCGAGCGCGAGGAGACGCACCUGCUGCUGCUGCGGGUCAUGGUCGGCCUCGUGAUACUGUACGACCACGUGCACCCGGUCGGUGCGUUCGCCCGGGGCGCCCACGUCGACGUGAAGGGGUGCGUCCGGUUACUGCAGGCCCAGCCCGCCGUCAAGGCCGAACCCCUGCUCAACGCGCUGCGGUACACGACGAAGCACCUGAACGAGGACAACACGCCCAAAAACAUCCGGAACCUGCUGGCGGCAUAAUCCGGCUCCGGUGACGACGAACCCGGUUUGGCUGUGUGUUGGUUUACUCUUUAUUAUAUUAUAAUUUUUGUAUUUAAAUUUGGAAAUGUUUUCUACUUUACUUUUCGUCUGUAUUUUCCUUUUCGUUUUUAGAACAUAACUAACUUAAAUCGAAUUAAUUCGUAAUAUUACCGAGUAAAGCUAAUUUAAUUGUAAUAAUAAAAAAAUUAAAACAAGUGAAAUGUUUACCUAGUUGAAGUAUAAUUUAAAUUAAAUGUAUAGCAGAUUGAAGCAUUGAAGAAAGAAUCAAAAGAAGAACCACUUCGGGAUUCUUCCAUUUAUAGAAGAAAUGUUUUGUUUUUCUUUCGCGAUCGUUUUCGGUAGGUAAGUAAAAUGGUUUAAAAUAAUUAAUACAUAUUUCAGCAACACAAAAAAAAACUAUAUUCAUAAUUUAGAUAAAACAAGCGAGAAUGUAAUGCAAAAUACAAUAAACUAAAUUUUAUGAAACGCGUGAAACAAAAUGAAUCAAAGAAAGGGUAAAAGAAUUAAAUGAAUCCAAAAGAAACAACACGACGCUAGAUUGUAAGGGGCAAGUAAAAACCUAUCAUACCUUUUUCAUCACAAACUGUUAUCGCCUAAAUAUUUAAAGUAAAGAAAAAAAAUAAUUGUUGUAUAGAACAAAUAUUUUGAGAUUAUAACGAAACAAAUAACACACACUCUUUCUCAAGUGUGACGCACACUAAUCAUUACCAAUCAAUUUACUAGAGAGAACAAAAAAACGAAUUCAAAGACUCGUUUUCCCUCAGUUUUCGUUCAAAAUCCAAGUUCAUUAGCGAGUAGACUCAAGAAAAAAAUUAAUCGCUCUCCAGCGACACUCAACAUCCUUAACACACGGAUUCGGUUGCAAACAUCAACUAAAAGAAACGAACAAAAAUCGAACAACCAAAAUGUGUUCCUCUUUUACACCGUGGCGCAAAAAAAACAUAAUGGCUCAUGCUUUCGGAGAAGUGAAAAAGAAACCAAAACCAGUGAUAGCAUUUCAGUUAACUUUUUAUCAGCGAGUGCUUCACUCGAACGUAUUAGGAGGAAACAAAAAUCGCAUUACUACUAACAUAGUGACUUGAGCGAGCAGAAUGAGAAAUCCUGAAGCAAGACAACACAGAAAGGUAGUGAAAUUUGAUGAAUGAAUCAGAGUGCGUGAUGAUAAUUCUGGGUAGAAUGAAACAAACACUACCGGGGAAAUUUAAAGAAAAUUACAACCCAUUAUUCUCUAUUACAAUAUUGUAUUCUAAUUACACAAAAAGGGGGGUGAACGAAAAAACAGAUCACGGAAAAUGAGACGAGCGAGUCGGAAACCGAAUCGAGAAAGCUUUUUGUGUACUCCUUGCGUUAUUUUUGCGAACUGAACAUAGAUUGCAUUAUGGUCAAUAAAUACCAAAGUCGAGAAUAAAAUUCAAACAAGUGAUGGAAGAUAGAAACAAAAA